UGUUUUUCUUACACACACUGAGAAAGGCCAUUAGUUUUUUGUGUGUCAGUGUUCAAUUUUUUUCUCUACCUCUUUUCUUCUAAUUCAGGCAACCCCAGUACCCACGUUCUCUCUGAUUCAUCGAUUACCCCACUACGGUUUCUCUCUUCUUCUUCUUCUUCUUCUUCUUCUUCUUCUUCUUUAGCUUUCCCACACCAUAUUUAUUGCUCUCAUUUUCACCCACCACUGUCUCUUCAGCUCUCUCAGACUCUGCUUUCUCCUGAUUCGACCUCUAUAUCUAAUUAUCUCUGACUUUGUUUGGGUUUUUACCGAGUUGGGUGGUUGUUGAUCUCUGAAAAGGAGGUGGUGUUUGCUCAGAUUUAGAGGGAGGGCAUUUGACUCUGGAGGUGAAGGUCUUGAAUUUUGAUGUGGGUUUUGUUUGCUGCUUCAGAAUCUGAAUUGGGUCUGAAACAUUCUAGAUCUCUGAAACAGAGCACCCAUUGCAAGAUUGGAUCUUCACACAAGUUGUAUUAUUGAGGGCAUGAGCCCUCUUCUGUGUUUGGAUCACUUGGUAGCAGUUGCGGUCAAUUUGUAGUUUGAAGAGUGAGGAUUGCGUAAGAUGGUCUGAAGGCCAGAUACACUCACACACACAUUACGCAUUUGUCAAAAGCAAAAUGUCAGGCAAGAUGAUCAACAGACCGUUGCUGCUGACCUAUUUUUACCUACUGAUCUACGUUCUGCUUUCAUCUGGAGUUAUAUUAUACAACAAGUGGGUUCUGUCUCCGAAAUACUUCAAUUUCCCAUUGCCUAUAACACUUACGAUGAUUCAUAUGGGGUUUUCUGGACUGGUAGCAUUUUUUCUUGUUCGUGUUUUCAAGGUUGUAGCUCCUGUCAAAAUGACAUUCGAAAUAUACGCAACAUGUGUAAUACCCAUAAGUGCCUUCUUUGCUUCAAGUCUUUGGUUUGGAAACACUGCUUACUUGCAUAUCUCUGUGGCUUUCAUCCAAAUGCUCAAAGCUCUAAUGCCUGUGGCUACGUUUAUCAUGGCUGUUUUAUGUGGCACUGAUAAACCAAGGUGCGACGUGUUCUCAAACAUGUUGCUGGUCAGUGUUGGAGUUGUCGUUUCCUCGUACGGGGAGAUUCAUUUUAACGUAGUUGGUACACUUUACCAGGUUACGGGCAUCUUUGCGGAAGCCCUAAGGCUGGUCUUAACACAAGUCCUUCUGCAGAAGAAGGGUUUGACUUUAAAUCCAAUCACCAGCUUGUACUAUAUAGCUCCAUGCAGUUUUGUAUUCCUGUCUGUGCCUUGGUUAUUACUUGAGAAGCCAACAAUGGAAGUUUCACAAAUUCAGUUCAACUUCUGGAUCUUUUUCUCGAAUGCUCUAUGUGCUUUGGCUUUGAACUUCUCCAUAUUCUUAGUAAUUGGUCGAACUGGAGCAGUUACCAUCCGAGUUGCUGGUGUUUUAAAAGACUGGAUUUUGAUUGCCCUGUCAACUGUCAUAUUUCCAGAGUCUAUCAUAACCAGGCUGAACAUAAUUGGUUAUGCAAUAGCAUUGUGUGGUGUUGUCAUGUACAACUACAUAAAGGUUAAGGAUGUACGUGCAACUGCAACUCAGCUGCCUAUUGACACUAUUCCAGAGAGAAUAUCGAAGGAUUGGAAGAUGGAGAAAAAGUCUUCUGAUAUCUAUGUGCCUAAUAAUGGAGGGGGUUUAUCUUCUGAUAUGAAUGUGGAUGAAGAAACACCCCUAACUCAAUCAUCCAGGUUGUCUCAUGUGGGACGCUCAUCAAUUGGCAGCCAUGGUGCAUGACUCACGAAGCCUGAAGAUUGAUGUUUGGAAAAGGAAAUCCGAAGUCAGAGUAUGAGGCUCUUUUUGCACUUUAGACCCUUUAUUCUUCCAGUGAAGAUUUGACACGGAUUUUGCAGGGGCAAUUCAUUGUGUUGCAUUCAUUUAUAGGAAAUGUAUGCAUGAUUUGCCCGUUCAAAUUUCCAGUUGGUAGCUUAGGACUUGCGGGUUAAGAAGCUCGCCAUUAAUUUGUCAAGACAUAAAACCUAGGGUCUUGACAAAUGAUACAGUUUUCUACGCACAGCCAAGUAGAAAUCAGACAUUUAACCUGCGGUACCUUUUUUUUUUUUUUUUUCAUUUUUCUUUUUCUUGGUUGAAUUUGGUCAUGAAUGGUAAAUUAUGUAGUCCUACAGUUUACAGGAUGAUUGAUGGUUAAAUCAGUUAUAUGAAAAUUAUAUUCUUUGCUUGAA
Molecule: messenger RNA, 2233 nt
Organism: Argentina anserina (silverweed cinquefoil)
Lineage: Eukaryota; Viridiplantae; Streptophyta; Magnoliopsida; Rosales; Rosaceae
Product: probable sugar phosphate/phosphate translocator At3g17430
Exons: 10
Coding region: 654-1787 (377 amino acids)
Cellular component (GO): Golgi apparatus; endosome; trans-Golgi network
Molecular function (GO): antiporter activity
Source: RefSeq, a predicted model, not a curated record